Molecule: messenger RNA, 1101 nt
Organism: Didymosphaeria variabile
Lineage: Eukaryota; Fungi; Ascomycota; Dothideomycetes; Pleosporales; Didymosphaeriaceae
Exons: 1
Coding region: 1-1101 (366 amino acids)
Source: RefSeq, a predicted model, not a curated record
AUGAGUCCCCUGACGAGCUGGGCCAUCUUUCUGGUCUUCGCCGCGGGUAUAGCGUGGAAAUGUGGCGUCUUCGACAAGCUGAGUGGCAAGAAGCCCGAACAGAGCGGUACGAGGGGCCGCACCCUCAGUCGAUCGACCGACACAAAGAUGCCUGACUGGGUCCAGUCGGAGUCGAACACCAAGUCGAACACCAAGGCCACAAAGAAGCAGGCCCCUCGCAAGUCGGUCAAGAAGGCCGUUCAGGAGGUCGGCAACAAGGCGGAGGCCACCCUUUCAGGAGUUUCCUCCACCACAGGCGCCGAUGCUGAUGAUGACCUCUCCCCGGACCAGUCUCCAUCGCUCGCCGCCAAGGUCGCGAACGUGAUUCCGAGCGGCAAGGACGUCUCUGACAUGCUGGACCCCAAGAUCGUUCCUGGGGUCUUGAAGAUUGGCGCCUCGGAGAAACCCGCGCGCCCCGCUAAGCCGCAGCAGCAGAAGUCGGAGACCCAGAAACAGACUAAGAAGCAGGCUCAAAACGCGAAGAAGAGGGAAUCCGAAAAGGCUGCCAAGGCUGAGGCUGAAGUCGAGCGCAAGAAGCUCCAAGAGCAGCAGCUUCGCACGGCUCGUCUUGCGCGUGGAGAGGCUCCUGGUACUCGUUAUCAGACCUCUGGGCCAGGCACAAACCAGGCCUCCCCUAACGUCUGGAAUAGUACUGGGACCCCAGCUGCCACCAAGCCUGUUACCGGCCAGCUCCUCGACACCAUCGAUGCCGCAUCCUCCGCCAGUUCGGCUACCAACGGCACUGCACCGACUCCCGACUCUACCUCAUAUGACAACUUUCCCUCAGAGGAAGAUCAGAUCGCGGCAGCUUUGGCCGAUUCCGCCUGGACUGAGGUCCCUAAGGGCAAGAAGAAGAAGACGACCAAGGCUGAGGUGGCUGUUGGAGAUGGCAGCGACUCGGGCAUCGGCUACGAGGCCCCUGCGCCGGUCAAGGCGACCCCCGCUCCAGCUCCGAAGAAGGAAAACAAGAAAGAGGUGAAGCCUGCCUCUCGUUAUGAGGUGCUUUCGGCACCCGUUCCGGGGUUCAGCGACCCUCGGGACUCUGACUGGCCUGUCGUAUGA